Molecule: messenger RNA, 5684 nt
Organism: Teleopsis dalmanni
Lineage: Eukaryota; Metazoa; Arthropoda; Insecta; Diptera; Diopsidae
Gene: unc-104
Product: kinesin-like protein unc-104
Exons: 30
Coding region: 174-5546 (1790 amino acids)
Biological process (GO): microtubule-based movement
Molecular function (GO): microtubule binding; microtubule motor activity; ATP binding
Source: RefSeq, a predicted model, not a curated record
CAGAAGUGUUAAAAGUGAUUAACAUUAAAGAAAUAUAACAAUUUUCAAAGUGCAAAUGCUUUAACCAACAAGGAUAUCUUCCAACUACAGUCGAUUUUGAAAUCGACUAGCUCUUAGUACAUUUUUUAAGAAAGUAAUAGAAAAAAAAGGCCUUUGGGCCUCUUACCGCCAAGAUGUCGUCUGUUAAGGUGGCGGUUCGAGUGCGUCCCUUCAACUCACGCGAAAUUUGUCGAGAGUCAAAAUGCAUUAUAGAAAUGAGCGGUGCAACUACCGCUAUAGUGAAUCCGAAAGUACCACCAAACUCAAGUGAAGCUGUAAAACGAUUUAAUUUCGAUUAUUCCUAUUGGUCACAUAAUCCAAAAGAUGAGGACUUUUCUACGCAAGAAAUGGUCUACAAAGAUAUUGGCGAGGAGAUGUUACAACAUUCCUUUGAUGGUUACAAUGUCUGUAUAUUUGCUUAUGGACAGACCGGUGCUGGUAAGUCGUAUACCAUGAUGGGUAAACAAGAGGAGCAUCAGGAGGGUAUAAUACCGAUGAUAUGCAAAGAUUUAUUCAAUCGUAUCCAUGACACUGAAACCGAUGAGCUCAAGUAUUCGGUUGAAGUAUCCUAUAUGGAAAUUUAUUGUGAACGUGUGCGUGAUUUGUUGAAUCCUAAGAACAAAGGCAAUUUACGUGUUCGUGAACAUCCUUUGUUGGGUCCCUAUGUAGAGGACUUAUCAAAAUUGGCCGUUACAGAUUAUCAAGAUAUACAUGAUCUCAUUGAUGAAGGCAACAAAGCUAGAACUGUUGCUGCUACCAAUAUGAACGAAACUAGUUCACGUUCUCAUGCUGUAUUUACUAUUUUCUUUACACAACGUCGUCAUGAUACUAUGACAGAUUUGACUACUGAAAAAGUUUCCAAAAUCAGUUUAGUCGAUUUGGCUGGUUCCGAACGUGCUGACUCUACUGGUGCUAAAGGCACACGUCUAAAAGAGGGCGCUAAUAUUAACAAGUCAUUAACUACUUUAGGCAAAGUUAUCUCUGCUCUGGCUGAAAUCUCCGCAUCUAAGCAAAAGAAGUCAAAGAAAGCUGACUUUAUACCUUACCGUGAUUCUGUUCUCACUUGGCUAUUACGUGAAAAUUUAGGCGGUAACUCUAAAACUGCUAUGAUUGCGGCUAUAUCUCCAGCUGACAUUAAUUACGAUGAAACUCUAAGUACUUUAAGGUAUGCCGACCGUGCUAAGCAGAUCGUGUGCAAGGCCGUUGUUAACGAAGAUGCAAACGCUAAACUUAUCCGAGAACUUAAGGAAGAAAUACAAAAGUUGCGAGAUCUCUUGAAAGCCGAGGGUAUUGAAGUACAAGAAGGGCCCGAUGGCAAAGUGGUUUGUGAGAAGCGCGAUCCAAAUAAGGAUGAAAUCAAUAACAAGGUGAUUGGUAAUUCUGGAAAUAUGAAGUCUCCUUCAAAGACGCGUAAUCGAAAUGGUUCAACUGCUGAAAUGGCUGUAGAUCAGUUGCAAGCAAGCGAGAAACUAAUUGCAGAACUCAAUGAAACCUGGGAGGAGAAAUUGAAACGUACCGAAGAAAUACGUUUGCAGCGUGAAGCAGUCUUUGCAGAGAUGGGUGUCGCUGUUAAGGAAGAUGGUAUCACUGUUGGCGUAUUCUCACCGAAGAAAACGCCACAUUUAGUUAAUCUAAAUGAAGAUCCAAACUUGUCUGAAUGUCUGUUGUAUUAUAUAAAAGAUGGUAUAACACGUUUGGGCACACAUGAAGCGAACGUCCCACAGGAUAUACAACUAUCGGGUUCGCAUAUUCUAAAAGAGCAUUGCACUUUUGAAAGUCGCAACAGUGUAGUAACACUUAUUCCUCAUAAGGAUGCACUAGUCUAUUUGAAUGGACGUAAACUGGUUGAUCCAGAAGUUUUGAAGACCGGUUCUCGUGUUAUUCUGGGUAAAAAUCAUGUAUUUCGUUUCACAAAUCCAGAUCAAGCACGUGAACUGCGUGAAAAGAUAACUGAUAAUGCAGAAAAUGAGAAUGAGAAAUGCGAUACACAGCAAGUCGAUUGGAACUUCGCACAGUGCGAGUUAUUGGAAAAGCAGGGUAUUGAUUUGAAAGCAGAAAUGAAGAAACGUUUGGAUGUGUUAGAAGAACAAUACAAACGUGAAAAAUUACAAGCUGAUCAAGAGUUUGAGGAACAGCGUAAGUCGUACGAGGCACGUAUUGAUGCUUUACAAAAGCAAGUUGAGGAGCAAUCGAUGACUAUGUCAAUGUAUAGCAGUUAUUCACCAGAAGAUUUUCACCAAGAAGAGGAUAUAUUUACAAAUCCAUUAUAUGAAUCCUGUUGGACUGCACGAGAGGCGGGUCUUGCUGCUUGGGCUUUUCGUAAAUGGCGUUAUCAUCAGUUCACUUCUUUGCGAGAUGAUCUCUGGGGUAAUGCAAUAUUCUUGAAAGAAGCAAAUGCAAUUUCUGUUGAGUUAAAGAAAAAGGUGCAAUUCCAAUUUACACUUUUGACUGACACUUUGUAUUCUCCCUUGCCGCCAGAGUUGGCAUCUUCUGCUUCACCUAUACAAAACGAAGAUGAAUUUGGCAUACCACCAGUUUCAAAAACUAUUGUAGCAGUUGAAGUAACCGAUACUAAAAAUGGAGCUACUCAUUAUUGGUCCUUGGAGAAGUUACGCUAUCGCCUUGAAUUGAUGCGCCAAAUUUACAAUGUCGAGAGUCCUCCAUCAUCAAUGCUAUAUGAUACUUCAUCAUUAUGUGACGGUAUCGUUACUUCAUUGACGAACAAUGAGCACGAUCAGAAUUCGUCCUGCUUAACCCUCACAUAUUCCUCAGUAACAACCAUCAACAAUCCCACUAAUAUGCAUGAAGAUACAUUAAAGAAUGGACUUAUGACUAGUCGUAUAAAUACAGAUGGUCAGCAAUUAAAAUCGCAACAAACGAAUUCCAGUUCACCAUCUCGUCUAACAUUGGCGAAUCUUAUGCCUUCUAGACAACGUUUGGAAUUGAUGCGUGAAAUGUAUCACAAUGAAGCUGAGCUUAGCCCAACUUCUCCAGACUAUAACGUAGAAAGUUUGACUGGUAGUGAUCCAUUUUAUGAUCGUUUUCCAUGGUUCCGUAUGGUGGGACGUUCUUUCAUUUACUUGAGCAACUUGCUUUAUCCUGUGCCUUUGGUACAUAAAGUGGCUAUAGUAAAUGAACGUGGUGAUGUACGUGGCUAUUUACGUAUUGCCGUGCAGCCUGUUUUGGAUGAGGAAUCAAUUGAUUUUAAUAAUGGCGUCGCACAAUCGGCGCGCCUAAUAUUUAACGAAGAUGAUGCUAAACCCAAAUACCGUGCUUUGAAUGAAAAAGAUGAUGUUCAACGUUAUAUUGAGAAUGGUGGAUUGGAUAGUAAACUUGAAGAACUUGAAGAUGCUGACUCUGGACGUGGCAUUGAUUCGAACUCAGCUUCUGAGUGUCAAGAAGCUAAUGAAGAACCUGGUGAGCAUUUACAGGUCGGAAAACAGUUCACAUUCCGCGUUACUGUCUUGCAGGCAACUGGUAUUGGUGCAGAGUAUGCCGAUAUAUUCUGCCAGUUUAACUUCUUACAUCGUCACGAAGAGGCAUUCUCUACUGAACCUGUGAAAAAUUCAGGUUCCGGUGCACCUCUCGCAUUUUAUCACGUGCAAAAUAUAACUGUAACGGUUACCAAAUCAUUUAUUGAAUAUCUAAAAUCCCAGCCCAUUAUGUUUAAAAUAUUUGGUCACUAUCAGUCACAUCCAUUGCACAAGGACGCCAAACAAGAGUUUAUUUCACGACCACCACCAAGACGUAUGUUACCUCCAAGCAUUCCAAUAAGUCAACCAGUACGUAGCCCCAAAUUUGGACCUCUACCCUGUCCACCAUCAUCUACAGUCUUAGCUAAACAUGAUGUCUUGGUGUGGUUUGAAAUAUGUGAACUGGCUCCUAAUGGCGAAUAUGUGCCAUCGGUGGUUGAACAUAGCGAUGAUCUUCCAUGCCGAGGAUUAUUCCUUUUGCAUCAAGGCAUUCAACGACGCAUACGCAUUACAAUUGUGCACGAACCUACAGCUGAAGUUAAAUGGAAAGAUAUUAGAGAAUUAGUAGUGGGACGUAUAAGAAACACACCAGAAUCUUCCGAUGACCUUGACGAAGAUGCUUGUGUACUUUCAUUGGGUCUCUUUCCCGGUGAAGUGUUGGAUGUACCCGGGGAUGAUCGUUCGUUUUAUCGUUUCGAGGCUGCUUGGGACUCUAGCUUACAUAACUCAGCAUUACUUAAUCGUGUCACACAGGCUGGAGAGACUAUAUAUAUAACGUUAAGUGCAUAUUUGGAGCUGGAAAAUUGUGCACGGCCAGCUAUUAUAACCAAAGACUUGAGCAUGGUUAUAUAUGGACGUGAUGCACGUACUGGACCACGAUCUCUGAAGCAUCUCUUCUCAGGACAAUACCGGAAUCCUGAAGCUAAUCGUUUAUCUGGCGUUUACGAAUUAUCAUUGAGAAGAGCAUCUGAAGCAGGUAGUCCAGGUGUGCAACGUCGACAACGUCGUGUACUGGACACAAGCUCAACUUAUGUACGUGGAGAAGAAAAUCUAGAUGGUUGGCGUCCACGUGGUGAUUCUUUGAUAUUUGAUCAUCAAUGGGAACUCGAAAAGCUGACGCGUCUCGAAGAGGUUGGGCGUGUGCGACAUCUGUUGUUGUUACGUGAACGAUUGGGUAUGGACACUAAUCCAAUUCCAAUUACAAAAACAGAAAAGGAUGUUUGCAAUUUAGCUGCACGUGCUGCUACUUCACCUGUGCACAUGAAGUUUCCACCGUCACCGCAAACACCCGUCAAAGAUCCACAGUACAUAUUACCCGAACGUGAAUAUAAUAAACGCGAGCAAGAUUUAAUGACGAAAUGCUUAAAACUUAUACAGGGACGCUAUAGUAAAACUGAACCUACAGAUAACCAAAACCAAUCAGAUGUUUCACCUAGUGAUGAGGGUUGCGCUGACAUGACCGUUAGCUGCAUUUCCAGUAAUUCCAUGGAUACAAAAAUUAAACGAAGGUUAUGCUCUCCUGAUCGUUCUGAUGCACCUAAUGGCUGGGAGGCUCCUCCACCUGCCACACAACCUGCUCUUCCGCUUCGACUAUACGUACCAGAAUUAGAGGAGAUUCGCGUUAGCCCAGUCGUGGCUCGCAAAGGUCUCUUAAAUGUUUUAGAACAUGGUGGCUCCGGUUGGAAGAAACGCUGGGUGACUGUACGUCGUCCUUAUGUAUUCAUUUACAAAUCCGAAAAGGAUCCUGUUGAACGUGCCGUUUUAAAUUUGGCAACAGCUCAAGUCGAAUGUAGUGAGGAUCAAGCUGCUAUGGUUAAAAUACCAAAUACAUUUAGUGUGGUAACCAAGCAUCGUGGAUAUUUGUUACAAACUUUAGCAGAUAAGGAAGUACAUGAUUGGCUCUAUGCUAUAAAUCCAUUGUUGGCUGGACAAAUAAGGUCAAGACUGGCACGACGCACAUUGGAGACUGCAUCACAAACAGCAUCUCAAAUACAAGCAACAACAACUACAAAUUCGUCAAAUACCAAUAAAUGAGAUACAAUAACGAUGGAGUCCGUCUUAGUGUAUUAGCUAGAAAAAAUGUUUCUGUUAACUAGAACAAUAAAUUAUGUUAAGAUAGUUGAAGGCAAAUUUAAAUAUUACGAAAAAAACACAUAAAUUUAAUUUAUUAAC